Molecule: messenger RNA, 588 nt
Organism: Angiostrongylus costaricensis
Lineage: Eukaryota; Metazoa; Nematoda; Chromadorea; Rhabditida; Metastrongylidae
Source: the annotation of a GenBank genome assembly
AUGAUGCUCGACGAGUCCCUAGAGCGAGCAGAACCCACUGGGCUACUCUUGCACGUGACAGGGAAAAAUGGGAGAUUUACUGGCGCCCGCUCGAGUCACCCGACGAUGAACGGAGCCACAGGUGAUACAGGUGAUAGUGGAGCACGCUCUGCUCACUCGACGAUUAACGGAACAAUGGGCGACGGAAGGAGUAGCCAUGGAUUCUGGUCUCUGGAAAUGAGAAUGCUUAAGGACGAGCGCGACCAUAAAGUAGUCUGGUAUAACGACGUGGUGGCAAACAGUGAAGUAAAAGUGGUAAAGCGUAAAGAAGACGAAGCAUCGAGCUCAGAGAGCUGCCCACUGAAGAAGAAGCGCGUCACAAUUAAGGAAGAAGAGCAUGAAGAACCUUUUCCAAUGAAUGUAUCAACCGAAAUUCGUGAAGGACGUAUUCCUUCAUUAAGCGAACGUUUGUUUUUAGGUGUUCGUUACUUAGCCCCUUACUGGGCUGUGUAUCGAACGAGAGCGAAAGGAAGGACAUGUGAUGUAGUCGAUCAAGAUUUCUAUUAUCUUUUCUGUUCAUUUUAUGUUUAUGGCUUUAUAAUCAGUUAA